AUGGACCCAGAACAGCUCAAAGUGAAGAUACAAACGAACCUCAUCCAGUCAGGCGAGUACGAUAGACUCUCGUCGCAGCUGAAGCUGAAACUGGCCGAGUCUGGAUGGCUUGAUGACGUGAGAAGAAUGGCUAGUGAAGAGGUAUCUUCGAGUAACACGACGAAUUUCACAAAAUUGAACCAGACAUUAGAGCCAAAGGCACUGUCAAUGGUACCUGAAAGCGUCAGAGAACAAACACUCCAGCAGAUAAAAGAGUUCAUAGAGAAGAUCGUGGAAACUGAACAAUGA
Messenger RNA from Williopsis jadinii, 288 nucleotides. RefSeq names its product Sus1p (gene SUS1). Gene Ontology annotation, cellular component: nuclear pore; DUBm complex; SAGA complex. The coding region runs from base 1 to 288 and encodes 95 amino acids. The transcript has 3 exons. NCBI's taxonomy places the organism in Eukaryota, Fungi, Ascomycota, Saccharomycetes, Phaffomycetales, Wickerhamomycetaceae. Gene Ontology annotation, molecular function: transcription coactivator activity; chromatin binding. Gene Ontology annotation, biological process: regulation of transcription by RNA polymerase II; positive regulation of DNA-templated transcription; poly(A)+ mRNA export from nucleus. The record is from RefSeq and is a predicted model, not a curated record.